AUGGGCAUAGAAGACAUAGAGAGAGCGCUUCUGGGCGCAUUGGAAAGUGCAGAGACAGUUUGCACUGUGGAUAUAGAGGGCGACUACACUUCCGUGAUAGGGGCCGUUAAAAGGCUGGAGUCCUUUAACAAAGUGUGCAGCACGCCGGUGCAGCACGACGACGUAUACCCAACAGAAGAAGGCGCUGAGGUGCUGAAGUAUGGGUCUGCCGAGUAUAUAGUGUAUUUAGCUGUUGAGACGCCGCUGAGCAACGAGCAGAUAGAGAGUGCCCUUUCGCAGAAAGACCAGUUUAAAGGCCAGAGCCCAAAAGAAAUCGCAGACUUUGUAAAGAAGGGGAAAAACAAUGGGCUGAAAGCAAAAAUUCUCAGAAUGUGCGAGAACAAGGUGUGCAGAGGCGUGGAUUCGGCAACUGAUGCGACCAGGGAUCUUAUGGGCAGCCUGAAGGCCCUAAAGAAGGAAGAAGUUUCUGAGCUGAAGAAGAGAAAGCUGGUGACCCACAAGAAAAUAACGCACUACACGCUUACCAAAGGCAGCGCAUACGGAGUCAAUGCGGCAUCGGUCAGCGACAUAACAGCAGACAUGCUUGCGAGCAUGGAGGGCCUAAGCCUAAAAAAGUACAACUUUAACAUCAUCACAGCGCCGUCAAAGUAUGCCGGCGCUUUGCACCCGCUCUCUCUGGAAAGGGAAAAGGUGAAGUCGAUUUUCCUGCAGAUGGGGUUUCAGGAAAUGGAUGCAGGAAAGUACGUGGAGUCGUCGUUCUGGAACUUUGACGCACUGUUCCAGCCGCAGAGACACCCCGCCAGGAACGAGCAGGACACGUUUUUCUUGGCGGACCCUGCUGAGUGCGCAGACCCAGAGCCUGCGUAUCUCGAGAGAGUCAGAACCGUCCACACAGUCGGCGGAUACGGGUCUGCAGGGUACAACGCCCCGUGGAGCGUGGAGGAGUCCCGGAAAAACGUUCUGAGAACGCACACAACGGCCGUUACAACUAGGCUGCUGUACAAGCUCGCGCAGGAAAUGCAGGCCAGCGGCUCCGAGAGCGCAAACUACUCCAGGAAGUACUUUUCCAUUGACAGAGUGUUCAGAAAUGAGUCUCUGGACGCCACACACCUGGCAGAGUUUCACCAGGUGGAGGGCAUCAUUAUGGGGAAAGGCUUGACCAUUUCCCACCUGAUGGGGUACAUGGAAGAGUUCUUCAAAAAGCUGGGGAUCAGCAGGAUCAAGUACAAGCCUGCAUACAACCCAUACACCGAGCCUAGCAUGGAGGUGUUUGGCUACCACGAAGAGAUGAAGAGGUGGAUGGAAAUAGGAAACUCGGGAAUAUUUAGGCCCGAGAUGCUUUUGCCGAUGGGGUACCCAGAAGACGUGCGCGUGAUCGGAUGGGGAAUAUCUUUGGAGCGGCCUGUCAUGAUAGGGAGAAAGAUAAACAACAUACGAGACCUUGUGGGGCAUAAGGUGGAUAUGUCUUUCAUCCGAAACGGUCUGGCCGGGUAG
Messenger RNA from Nematocida major, 1494 nucleotides. Its product is annotated as phenylalanyl-tRNA synthetase alpha chain. Bases 1 to 1494 code for a protein of 497 amino acids. Gene Ontology annotation, cellular component: phenylalanine-tRNA ligase complex; cytosol; cytoplasm. The transcript has a single exon. The record is from RefSeq and is a predicted model, not a curated record. Gene Ontology annotation, biological process: phenylalanyl-tRNA aminoacylation. NCBI's taxonomy places the organism in Eukaryota, Fungi, Microsporidia. Gene Ontology annotation, molecular function: tRNA binding; phenylalanine-tRNA ligase activity; ATP binding.